UAAGUCGCCUACGACAAUCGACCGUACACGUAGAAAACAAACAGACAAGGCUACGUUUAAAAGCCCAGCACACCAGGCGCAAUGCAAUAAGCCCUGUGCGCUAGACAGUUAGCAGAUACUACUAGCUCCAGGACCAGGCCUUGCCAUCCACUCCCGGACCUGAUCCACGAUAGCACGGGCCAAUCCCGGACGAAAGAUGCUGGGUGGCAAGCGGACAGGGUCACGGCACAUAGCCGUUGUGCUGCUGAUGUGCCUCUUCUGGUACGUGAUCUCCUCGAGCAACAACGUGAUUGGCAAGAUGGUCCUGAACGAAUUUCCUUUCCCGAUGACGGUGACUCUGGUCCAGCUGUGCAGCAUCACGCUGUACAGCGGACCUUUCUUCAACCUGUGGCGCAUUCGAAAGUAUCAGGACAUUCCGCGCCCCUACUACUACCGCCUGAUAGUCCCGCUGGCGCUGGGCAAGCUCCUGGCCUCCGUCACCUCUCACAUCUCACUGUGGAAGGUACCAGUUUCUUAUGCUCACACAGUAAAAGCCACAAUGCCACUAUUCACCGUCGUGCUCACGCGCAUCUUUUUUGGUGAGAAACAACCGACACUUGUGUACCUCAGUCUGCUGCCCAUCAUAACGGGAGUAGGUAUUGCUACUGUCACGGAGAUCUCCUUCGACAUGAUGGGUCUGAUCAGUGCCCUCAUCUCAACAAUGGGCUUCUCCAUGCAAAACAUCUUUUCAAAGAAGGUGCUUAAAGACACCAACAUCCAUCAUUUACGGCUGCUGCAUUUGCUUGGCCAGCUGUCGCUGUUUAUCUUCUUGCCCCUCUGGUUAUACAUGGAUAGCCUUGCUGUAUUCCGCCACACGGCCAUUAAAAACCUGGACUACCGUGUGAUUGCCCUGCUUUUCGCAGACGGCGUUUUAAACUGGCUGCAGAACAUCAUCGCCUUCAGCGUCUUGUCUCUAGUCACUCCACUAACCUAUGCAGUGGCUAGCGCCUCAAAGCGGAUCUUUGUGAUCGCCGUAUCGCUCCUGAUCCUCGGCAAUCCGGUUACGUGGGUCAACUGCCUUGGUAUGACGCUGGCGAUUGUGGGUGUGCUGUGCUACAAUCGCGCCAAACAGAUGACACGGGGCCGGGAGAAGCCCACGCUUCCGUUGUCGCAGAACAGCCAUGUGAAGUACUCUCCGCUGGAGCAACAUACAGAUCCGUAUUACCGGGGAUCAGUCAACGGGAAACUAUCUAAUGGGUUGCACAGGACGCCGGGAAACAGCCUCUUGGCCAAUGGCAGCGGAAUGCCGAACGGAACGACAACGCGGCUGCUCUUUGUAUAGUUUGUAGUUAGUAAAUGUAUCCAAUAGGCGGGUUAGCUGAAUAGAAUUUACCCGUGACCACCGCCACGCAAUUCACGACUCUCUCUAUCUCUUUUUAUAAAUGUAUAAUCUAUAUAUGUAUUGAAUACGUUUGACUAAAGAGGCACAACUCUAAAUUUAUUAAGUUUAAGGAAGAAAAAGAAAAAUUUCUUUAUGGCUUCAAUCGUAUUUGAAGGAAACGAAACUUCUCGCAAAUGUCUAUUUUAUAUAAAUACAAUUUGUGGAAUAAACUAGACACCAAACUACAAUUUAAACAUAAAAGUAUGCUUGCUUUAUUAAAUUGAAAAUGAUAUAAAAAAGCAAGGCGCAGAGGGUGCUAAUACAAUAUGGCUAAUUAUCAGCGAUUAGGAAAUUGACUGAAAGAGUGUCUUUGAUAUUCUGUAAAAGUUUCAUAUAUGUAUGACUCGCAAUAAGAAGGAUCUUAAAAUGUAUACACAAGAUGUAUUCUAUGACAUUCUUUUAGGAAUUAAACUCGAAAAUUAAAAAUGAGAAUGUUGUGCCGAUUGAGUCAAAAGUUCGUAAAAUAUGUGUGUAAGUUAACCCAAAACGCAUAGCAAUGCUGUAAACGUAAUGAAUUUUUGAUAUAAUUUCAUAGGCCAGCGGAGUGUGUAAAUAAAUAGUUCAAGUCCCUGAUUUCCAUA
Molecule: messenger RNA, 2001 nt
Organism: Drosophila suzukii
Lineage: Eukaryota; Metazoa; Arthropoda; Insecta; Diptera; Drosophilidae
Product: solute carrier family 35 member E1 homolog
Cellular component (GO): Golgi apparatus
Molecular function (GO): antiporter activity
Source: RefSeq, a predicted model, not a curated record